AUGGAGACACAUCUAGCGCACCUAACGAAAGUGGAGUUGCUGACGCUCCUCCGAGACAUCGUCGCGCCUAUUCCCUCAAGAGCACAAAAGAAUCGAGGGACCCUGAUUGCGUACCUGGAGACUCACAGCGAACAAGACCAGCAAGCAAUCAUCGUAGCUGCUGGGAAGACGGCGACACGAAAGCGACCGGCUGCCCCAGUGGACCAUCCCCCGAAGCGACAACGAACCAACAUUGUGCAAGAGCGAUUCCCGCAAGAGGUCGACAUUGAAUCGCCGCAAGAAGAGCGUAUCGAAGCGGCUCAGGUGGCACAACCGAGGCGGCUUAUAUCUGCGAAUGUUGGAGAUGAGUUCAUGCGCGUACCCGCUGCUACAGUAGUGGAAGAUUGUAUUUCGCGCGUCAUUGACAGAACUGGUAACGCCGCCCUCAAGAAGGCAGUAUGUGUCUGCUGUGCCCGACGAGUGUUUGCCAGACAGACUACGUCGCUCGAUAUAACGGAAAUCCCCAACAAAGUCGUGCUCCAACCCACACACCCACACCCUUCGCACAAUCUAUAUGAAGGUUGUCUUAUUCACCCCCAACCCGGUCCGGUCCAAAACAUAUGCGACAAGUGCUACGGAGAACUGCGUAAAGCUAAGAGACCGCAGCUCUCGCUUGCCAACAACAUGUGGAUUGGCAAGGUACCUGUCCAACUAGAGGUACUGAGUCUAGCUGAGCGUCUGCUAAUUUCUUUGCAUUUCCCGGCUUGUUAUAUCAUUAAACUAUAUGCGAGAAGGAUGGGUCGGAACUCUAGUGCAGACCACAUGAACCACGGCUUGCGAGGGAACGUAUCAUCGUAUAAACUCAACCAAGAUCGGAUCGCGGCUAUGGUGUCCGGAACCAUCAUGCCACAACCACCGGAAAUCCUGGCCGCAACCAUCGGUAUCACCUUUGUGGGAGGAAAGAAUCGACCCCUUCCCGUUUACCCUAAGCAAGUCCAGGUCAAUCGGUUCCGUGUUCACGACGCGUUGCUCUGGCUUAAGCAACACAAUCCUCUAUACGGGGCAAUAUCCAUCUCUGAGGAAACCCUGGUCCAACUCCCGGAAUCCGGGGUACCGGACGAGAUUGCGAACAACGUGCGGUAUUCCGAAAAUAUAGAGGCAGUAGAUCGAGAGCAUCAAAACUAUGUGCGACACGAUGAUGAUAGCGAUGAUGACAUGGAGCAGAUGGAUGAGGGUCAAAUAUUCCAACAGGGUCCCAGUGGGCCAGCAGUGCCGCGUAACCAUGUAACUCUUGAAGACUGCGAAUCUUCAGGCGAUGAGGAUUUUGAUCCUGAAGUCAUUCCACUGCAAACUAGUGGCGUUCUCGAUACCACAGGCGAUGAGAUCCCAGACCACGAAAUGUUCCAGCACGCCGCUACAAACGCAGCUGGUAUCAUCAGAGAACGAGAAUUCUUUGUACGACGAAGCCGCGCAUAUGUCAACGAGUACGGGCGGGAAGAUGGCCAAGGAAAUCCCACCGAUGGGGGAGUGGAAAAUCCUAACCACUUGCUCGGGGCGUUUCCGACACUCUUCCCCUAUGGGAUGGGAGGCUUGGAAGUAGAUCGUGAAACGAAGGUGCCAUACGAAAGCCAUAUUAGAUGGGCUCUCCAGUACGACGAUGGGCGAUUUCGAAAGGACAUAUACUUUAUGUUCCAGGCGUUCGGCGUCAUACAGAAGCGGCAAAUAUGUCGCGCCGCGAGCAUACACAUCAAACGGAGCUCAUUCUUUACCCAUAAGCUUUCGUUCUUACUCAUGACUCCGGCCGACCUCAUGAAAGAGCUAGUGAGGAGGAGGGCAAGAAUCAGAAGAUAA
Mycena indigotica is the source of this 1830-nucleotide messenger RNA. Its product is annotated as ATP-dependent DNA helicase. NCBI's taxonomy places the organism in Eukaryota, Fungi, Basidiomycota, Agaricomycetes, Agaricales, Mycenaceae. The transcript is spliced from 5 exons. The record is from RefSeq and is a predicted model, not a curated record. Bases 1 to 1830 code for a protein of 609 amino acids.